Molecule: messenger RNA, 2606 nt
Organism: Magallana angulata
Lineage: Eukaryota; Metazoa; Mollusca; Bivalvia; Ostreida; Ostreidae
Product: secreted frizzled-related protein 5-like
Exons: 5
Coding region: 404-1552 (382 amino acids)
Biological process (GO): canonical Wnt signaling pathway; negative regulation of canonical Wnt signaling pathway; non-canonical Wnt signaling pathway
Molecular function (GO): Wnt-protein binding
Source: RefSeq, a predicted model, not a curated record
GUUAUUCAUCAACACACGACACUUUAAAUGUAUUAUUCAAAUUUACAUUAGCUCUAAGGAGUUUGUUUUAAGACGUGGUACCAGUACCACAUUACGUGAAAAAUAUAUACUUCAUUAUUUGUCAUCAUUGGUUUAAGACAGGUACACUUUAAGGUUGUUGAAAUGAAAGAAACAACCUGUCGAUAAAAAAAACUGGGAACCCAAGCCAAGAAGAGAGGGAGAGAGAGAGGAGGGUUUUGUAAUUUGCUGAUUAUGUAAUGAGUAACCACAGAAGGGGUGCCUAUUUUCCACAAGACAUUUUCUUCGGCGAGUGAACUUGCUUUAGUGUAAAAGUAUGUGAUUGUGGAAAUGACAUCACACAAGUGAUAUAAGAAAUUCUGUGCAUUCUUAAAAGUUUGCCACCAUGUGGUUUAUUCUGUCGGUCUGUGUUCUUCUCUGCCUCUCGGAGUGCUAUUCCUAUGAUUACAAGGAAGGCUUUCUCCAGGACAUAGACCCGGACUGGGCAUCAAUUAGUGGACGGAUUAAUCAGCCCAAAUGCAUCGACAUUCCGUCGAACUUGACUCUUUGUCAGAACAUCGGGUAUACCCAGAUGAGGCUACCCAACCUUUUAGACCAUGAUACAAUUGAAGAAGUAAGACAGCAAUCCAAGUCUUGGACAUCUCUCCUUGGGGUGCACUGCCAUCCGGAUACCAAGUUGUUCCUGUGUUCCCUCUUUACUCCAGUUUGUCUGGAUAGGAAGAUCUACCCGUGUCGAAGUCUGUGUAAUGCUGUCAAGGCGGGCUGCGAGCAGACGAUGCUCUUCUACAACUAUAGUUGGCCUGAUAUGGUCCGAUGUGACAAGUUUCCCGAAGACGCAGAUCUCUGUAUAAAGCCAUUACAUAAUGUAUCAACAGUCCACAAUCUCUGCAGUGCUUGCCGACACCCAGAGACGGUUGAGGGACUAGUGGAUGGAUUCUGUCGCUCUACAUAUGUGGUUCGAGCAAAAAUUAAACAAAUCAAUCAUGACAAUGAGAAGAAAAUAUUGGUUUUACAAAAGAAGAAGAAAUUCUUCAAAAAAGACGGGCUUCGAAAGAAGGACAAGAGAUCACUCAGUCCUUUCAUUCAAGGCGGCCUACAUUGUGACUGUGACCGCAUCAACGUCACGCUGAACGAGAAUUACAUCAUAAUGGGAAAUAAGACAGGACCCGGAGAAUUCACCGCCAUGUACAUAGCAAAAUGGCGAAAGGAUAGAGAGUUCCGUAAAGCCAUAAAACUCAUGCGUAAGAAGGAUAUAUGUUUGAAACCCUUGGACAUCGGAAUUGGGACUUCGUCGGGUGGUAAAGGAGGCAAAGACAAGAUAAAAAAUGAUAAAGGGAAGGGCAAAGGGAAAGGAAAAGGGAAAGGAAGAAAGAAAAAAGGGAAAAAGAAGAAGGGAAAAGGCAAAAACAAAAAAGGCAAAAAGGGAAAAGGAAAGAAAAAUAAGAAAAACCGCAAGGGUAAAAAAGGUAAGAAGGGGAAAAAACAAAGGAAAAGUAAAAACACAGCUCUAACUACAUUAGCGCCAUCUCCCUAGACAGGAGCAAGGGGAGAUAAAUCCAAUGUUCGACCUAGAAACGUCUGUGAUAUGUUUAAAAUUGGACAGAGUGACGAAGAUGUGCAAUGUGAAUCAUGGUACUUUAGGGGAUGUGUGUGGUUUAUAUGUGAACUGAAUGGUCCAGAAGUGCAAAGCAAUGUGAUAGAGAUGUACAGAAUUACUUUCGGUCCUGUAUUAUAAUCAUUAUCAUAUGUUAUAAUGAUAUAUAUUUUAAUGCAGUCUUUGCAAAAAUAUGCUUUUUUUUUAUUUUAACAUUUUAAAAUUAAUUCAUUUAACAUACUGGCUCUGGUGAAAACUUUUACACUUUAAGUGUGAGCUGUUUGAACGUCUCCCAAAAACUGAAUUGCUGUGGGGAGAUUAACCUAAGCCAUAUAGAUUUUUCUCAUCUGUUCGCCCAUGUAUUUGAUAUUUGUAUUUAUAUUGAUAAAGAGGGCCAUUCUUUAUCCUAUCGAUUAGCGAUUUUAGAUCAAGGUUAAUUCUUAGCCCCUCUUUGCUUGCUCUUCAUUGCAAAUGACAACCGGGAGUUCACUGUUGAAUUUGAUUGAAAUGAAUAGGUCAAAAUUCAAGGUUUCUAAACCAUGUUUUGUCAUGUUAAAGGUAUAUGCUUAUCUACAGAGAGUGAUCCAUAAUUUGGAACAAUUUUGUAUUUUAGGGUCUAUGAAGAAUUAUUUUCUGUGUAUAAAUUUUGAAAUGUUGCAAACAAUUAACUUUUGGCUCUAUUUUAACAUAACGGGGUGUAAAUUUUAUCUCAAAUAAUAAUUGAACUAAAAAUAAAAAAUAAAUAAAAAGAUUAACAAGCGAUUUUUUGUCUAUAAAUUGUAUCACUUAUCUCUAAUAUAUUGCAAUAUAAGUUUCACUUGAACUUUUGUAAGUAAAGAGUAUGUAAGAUAAUUUUCAAUUAAAAUUACAAAUUGGGAUUUGAUGUACAGUAAAUCCAUUUGUGAAUGUCAUAAUUAUGAAGAUAAAUGUAAAUUACUUUGAGAUUCAUUUGUGUUACAAUUUAUUAAAAUAAUUAAAAAGAAUACAACCAUCA